Plasmodium coatneyi is the source of this 1173-nucleotide messenger RNA. RefSeq lists its product as uncharacterized. NCBI's taxonomy places the organism in Eukaryota, Apicomplexa, Aconoidasida, Haemosporida, Plasmodiidae. The record is from RefSeq and is a predicted model, not a curated record. The coding region runs from base 1 to 1173 and encodes 390 amino acids. The transcript has a single exon.
AUGGUGAACCAAACCCCCCACAUCGUCAUCCUAUCCUAUGAUGAAAAGAAGAUAAAAAAAUUCGUGUCAUAUUUGAUGAGCAUAUUUGAACCCCUGGAGAGUUACGAAAAGGCAGAUACGUAUAACCUCACAUUUAACCGGAAUGAUUUUCACAUUGAUGACAAUGGAUCCUCUUUUACAUUUAAAGAGAUGGCCAAGGUGGCCAUUGUGAAUAAGUACUACAGUGCGGAGGUCACUAUUUCUUCGUGUGUGAUUCAAUCGGGGGAGAAUGACAUUAGUGUAAAGGAAAAUCUGCAAGGGGCUGAUGAAGCAGAAGCCCCGCCGCAGAACCAGGCCAAGGAACUAGACGCUAAGGAUAUCCUCUGUGAAAGCGUUAUAUUCCUCUUUAGCAAUUUCAGCAAAAAGGAAAAAAACCUCGUUAAUGUAAACCCGUUUAGGAAAUACGAUGAGGAGUGUGUAGAAUACGUUAAAGAUCCACAAACCCAACAAAUGGUACGAAAUGCCAAUUUCGAUUUUUCAAAUUUUUAUAAAGACGUGGGGAUUAAAAUUGCCAUUUUUCCUUCAUCUUUCGAAAAAGACAAUAAAGAUAUUGUGAACUUUUUUAGCGAUUAUUUUAUUGAAUGCUUGUACGUAAAUUAUGAGUCGGAUUUUUCGGCACAAGGUGAAGGGCAGGAACAGGGCGAAGGGGAGCGACAUUCCAACUGUCCAGUUGAAGAAGACCAAAAUUUUAAAGAGGGAAAAACUCAAUUAAGAGAAUUUGAAGAACAGAAAGAUGACGAAAGGUUGGUAGAAGCGCUGCACUGCCAUAUGUGGAAGGGGCUGCAGAUUAAACGGGACCACUUGAUCAUUCCACCUAGGGGGGACUUCCCGAUGAGCGAAACCUCCAAGGGUGAUAAAACUGCACAAAAUGGGGAGAACCCCCCCCAGGGUGAUACAGCUCCCCCAGACGGAGCAGCCAAAAUUGAUCCAAACGAAACUGUGCCCAACGGUGACAAGACCCUCGAAGGACAGAAAGAAGAACUGUUCAUGGAAAACUUCAACAAAAUUGUGGAAAAAAUAAGAGUAGCAAAAAUGGAAAAUGAAAACUGCAGCAGCCAUUCUGCAAGGAGAAAAAAAGCGGAAGAAAUUAUUUUCGAACUGCAGCAGUACUUUUGUGACAUUGAUGAGGAGUAA